Messenger RNA from Vigna umbellata (rice bean), 1274 nucleotides. NCBI's taxonomy places the organism in Eukaryota, Viridiplantae, Streptophyta, Magnoliopsida, Fabales, Fabaceae. The record is from RefSeq and is a predicted model, not a curated record.
GGAAGAAGAGGAAGAAGAGGAAGAAGAGGAAGACAAGCGAUUGGCAAAGAAAAGACAAGACGGAUAAGAAUUGACAAAAAGGAAAACGCCAUUUUUGGAAAGCAGCAAGGAAUGGCAUGAAUUGAAAUGGUGAGUAAAAUGAUUCACCGACGUCCAAGUGUCGUGCAUGAAACAACUCGCAGGGGAGAGAAUGUAUUACUGUUGCCUGCGAGGAUAGGAAACCCGCUGUAAUUGAAAGUCUGAAAGAGAUCUUGAAGUGUGAAGUUUGGAGAACUUUAUGUAUGGCAAUAAAUAAGGAUGGGAAGACCAUGUUACACAUGGCAGGAGAGGUUCCAGCAGAUGAUAUGCAUUCCAAAGUUUCUUAUUCUGCCUUAGAGAUGGUGUGGGACGCAAAAUGGUUUCAGUAUGUCGCAAGCCUUGUACCACGACACUAUUACCUUUUGCGUGAUAAAGACCAGAAAAUCCCGUGGGAAAUCUUCAAGAAAACACAUGAUAAUCUUAGGAAGGAGAGUGGGGAGUGGCUGAAGGAGACAUCUGAAUCUUGCUCUGUAGUGACUGCGCUUGUUGCUGCUGCUUCCUUUGCAACCGCCACCACUGUUCCUGGUGGCAUAGAUGACCAUGGUAUGCCUCAUUUUGAAGGCAAGCCUGCAUUCGAUGCAUUUGUUUUUUCUUCGCUAUUUGGACUUUGUUUCUCAGUCUCCGGACUCAUAAUGUUCCUUACCGUCAUCACUUCUCGAAAGCUACCCAGAGAAUACCGCAAAUCAUUGCCACUCAAACUUGCAUUCGGCUUAAGUUUUCUUUUCUUAUCCAUUAUUGCAUUGCUUGCUUCUUUCUGCAUUGGCCAUUCUUUUCUGUUCAAUCACAAAUACAAGAAGGUCAUAUUACCAAUUUAUAUUACUACUUGUUUUCCAGUUAAUUUCUUUGCCCUGGAUCAGGUGCAACUCUACGUUGACCUUCUGGCAGCCAUUUUUUCUACGGUGCCAAAUGCAACUGAUGAUGACGGACAAAAUUAUUAGAACAUUCUACCAUAUCAGUGUCGUGUUGGAGUCAUGUCUUAUCAUAUCAUCAGCUUUGGCAAAUAUUUUUUAUUCUCGCUUUUCAUCAUGCAACUUUCAUCUUUAAGCAUAGAGUGUGGUGUGUGUGCAUUUGUGCAGUAAACAUAUAUUAUUAUUAUCAGCUGCGAAAUACAGCUUUUCAAUUGUACCCACUUUGUGUUAGAUGGUGUGUUAUGUUUGAGAUUAAGGAGACAAAUUUAUAGACAUUCCCUGCGUCAA